GGAGCCCGGGCGAGAGCGGUCUCCGGGGCCCGGCCUGAGCCCAGCGCACCCGCCGCCCGUCGCCGAUGAUUCGGAAGGCGCGGCCGGCGCUGCUGCAGCCUCAAGAUGUCGGAGACCGAGUGGAGACGCUCGUGUUACACCCAGCAAUCAAGGCUUUCGUGUGUGGGUCCAUCAGUGGGACCUGCUCGACCAUCCUUUUUCAACCUCUUGAUCUCAUUAAAACGCGCCUCCAGACUCUCCAGCCCUUGGCCCACGGGUCCAGUCAUGUUGGGAUGUUUGCUGUGCUCCUGGAGGUGGUUCGCACAGAGAGUCUUUUGGGCCUCUGGAAAGGGAUGUCCCCCUCCAUUGUGAGAUGCGUCCCUGGUGUCGGGAUCUACUUUGGCACUCUCUACUCCCUGAAGCAGUACUUCCUGCGAGGCCAUCCCCCCACGGCCCUGGAGUCAGUAAUCCUGGGGGCGGGCUCUCGCUCCGUGGCCGGGGUCUGCAUGUCACCCAUCACUGUGAUCAAGACACGCUAUGAGAGCGGCAGGUACAGCUACCAGAGCAUCUCCAUGGCCCUGAGGAGCAUCUACCGCAGCGAGGGCCACCGCGGGCUCUUCAGCGGCCUGACAGCCACCCUCCUUCGUGACGCACCCUUUUCUGGAAUCUACCUAAUGUUUUACACCCAGACCAAAAACAUAGUGCCCCAAGACCAGUUGGAUGCAGUCUUUAUUCCCUUUGUGAACUUCAGCUGUGGAAUAUUUGCUGGUGUUCUGGCCUCACUGGUAACUCAGCCUGCAGACGUUAUCAAAACUCACAUGCAGCUUGCCCCGGUGAAAUUCCGGUGGAUUGGCCAAACAGUUGCACUCAUUUUUAAAGACUAUGGGCUGCGUGGCUUCUUCCAAGGCUGGGUCCCCCGGGCCCUCCGCAGAACUCUGAUGGCAGCAAUGGCAUGGACAGUCUACGAAGAGAUGAUGGCCAAGAUGGGCCUCAAGUCCUGACCAAGAGGGGCCUGCGAAAGGCCUGGCUCGAUUUCUGCCGUGGCGGUUUCCCUCACUGUCCUGGCGUAAGAUGAAGUCCACUCCAGAGAGCCUGGCAGAAACGUUGCCUUCAGUGCCCCAUUCGAGUAGAGAAAAACGGGCCUGGCUUAUGCUCCAGAAGUCUCCCACAAGAGGAGUCGCCCGUACAGACACCACACUGGGAAGUUGGGAGAAAGGUCUGCAUACGCUGCAAGCCCACGUGAAAAGGCGUUGUCCAGAGAGAGCUCCAUCAGCUGGUCUGCGUUAGCCAUCCGUCCACACCACGAUGUCUCCUUGGAUACCCUGUGGCAAGGAAUCACGAAGCCAGAGCAGCCGGAGGCCACCUGCUGUGGGUCUGAGGAGGGGAGUCAACUCUCACCAGGUUGAAGACUGUACCUGAGGAAGGAUGUUAGGGUGAGGAAGAAAAGAUACCAUUAUUUACUUGAUUGCUUAUCAACUUCUUAGAGGCUCUGAAGAAUGGGGACAGUGGCUUCCUAGUCUAUAAAUGUUGUCUAAAUAAAUGCCAUCUUGGCCCCUGAACUGUUUCAGCUCUAAGUUGUUCUGGCAUUUUCUGGAACUAAAGUUCAGAUAAAUAAAAUGAAGCACUUUAUCAUUGGAAGCUGCUUGGAAAACCUAAAUAGUCUUGUCGUUCUGUUUUAAAAUAAUAAAACAAUUUUAGGGUCACUGACUCUUGACCCACAUAGGUCCCUGAAGCCCUCAUUUUGAACAAAACCAAACCCACUGCCAUUCCAACUCAUGGCGACCCCAUGUGUUACAAAGCAGAACUGCUCCAUAGGGUUUUCUUGGCUAUUAUCUUUAUGGAAGCCAAUUGCCAGGCCUUUUUUCCAUGAUGCCAUUGGGUGGGUUUGACUGCCAACCGUUAGGUUAGUAGUCGGGUGCAGGCUGUUCACACCACUCAGGGGUAUUACAGAUCACACAGGUUACCCAUCUCACGUGUACAAUUCAAUGAUUUUUCAUAACUUUACAAAGUGGUCCAACUAUCACCAUAAAUCAGAGAAAACUGACGCCCAGCAAGAUCCCUCAUGCCCAUUUACAGUUCAUCCCCGUUCCUACCUCCAGUCCCAGACAGCCACUAAUUACUGUCUCUAUAAAGUUGCCUUUUCUGGACACUUGGUAUAAACAGAACCAUACAAUCUGUGGUUUCUCCUGUCUGGCUCCUUUCACUUAGUAUAAUGUUUUUGAGGUUCAUGCGUGUUGUAGCAUGUGUCAGUACUUCGUUCUUUUUUUAUGGCCAAACAUUCCACUGUGUGCAUACACCACAUUUUAUUUAUCCAUUCAUCAGAUGAUGAAUAUUCGAACUGUUGACACUUUUGGGCUCUUACGAGCAACAUGUGAACAAGUCUCUAUGUGCGCAUAUGUUUUAAUUUCUCGUGCAACAUGUGAACAAGUCUCUGUGCAUAUGUUUUAAUUCCUCAUGCAACAUGUGAACAAGUCUCUGCGCAUGUUUUAAUCCCUCAUGCAACAUGUGAACAGGUCUCUGUGUGCAUAUGUUUUAAUCCCUCAUGCAACAUGUGAACAAGUCUCUGUGUACAUAUGUUUUAAUUCCUCAUGGGUUGAUAACUUUUAGGUUUAACCACGCGAGAAUCUGUCAGACUUCCAAAGUGGCUGAAACAUUUUACGAUCCCACCAGCGGCGCAUGAGGGUUCCAGCUUCUCCACAUCCUCGCUAACACUUGUUAUUAUUUUACGUGUUAUAGGCCCUUCCGGUGUGUACUUGGAUUUUUUCUGUCACCUUUCAAAUUUAGGAAAGGGCCGUUAUUUUAUCCUGGAAGCAGAAGGGGCAAGCUUGGCCUAGUGGCUAAGAACACAGCUCUGGUUCCAGGCAGCCCAGGUGGAAAACCUGCCUCUCUACUCACUUAGACUUGUUAUUGACCCUGCGCCUGGGAAAUGGGGACAGUAAUGUUUCCUACCUCCUAGAAUGGCUGUAACCCUAUGGGGCAGUUCUACUUUGUCCUAUAGAGUCACUGUGAGUUGGAAUCGACUCAGUGGCAUCAAGUUUGGUUUUAUUGAGAAUGUCUCAUGUCGUAAAGUUCACCCUUUUAAAGAGUGUAAUUCAGUGGUUUUGGUCAUAUUCACAAAGGUGUGCCUUGAUCCCCACUAUCCAGAAUACACAGUAUAUUUUGACAUCUGCUCACAGCCCCUAUUUCAUAUAGAGUAUUUUACGUAUCUUUCCCAGGUCUUGUUUUGAGUGGCUUCUUCCCUUAGACACUAAGUUGGCCGAGGGCUCACAGCCACCAGUCCAGGGUUGACAGGUUAGCCUGAUCUGGCAUCGCCAAGGCCAGAGGAGGACCCAGCUAUGCUUUCAAAUGUGAGUGGUGCUGGGGCAGGGGCAGCAGGGUCCCAGAGAUGCCUCUGGGCUUAUUUCCCCUCCCUUCAUCUCUGCUCUGCCGAGAAGAGGCUAAUGAAAGACUGCUGUUCUGUUGUUAGGUGCCGUUGAGUUGGUUCUGACUCACAGGGACCCUGUAUACAACAAAACAAAACAUUGCCCAGUCGUGUGCCAUCCUCACAAUCGUUACGCUUGAGCCAAUUGUUGCAGCCGCUGUAUCAAUCCAUCUUGUUGAGGGUCUUCCUCAUUUCUGCUGACCCUCUAUACUUUACCAAGCCUGAUGUCCUCCAGGGACUGAUUCCUCCUGAUACCACGUCGAAAGUACGUGAGACAAAGCCUCACCAUCCUUGCUUCUAACAAGCAUUCUGGCUGUAUUUCUUCCAACACAGAUUUGUUCGUUUUUCUGGCAAUCCACGGCAUAUUCAAUAUUCUUCACCAACAACAUAAUUCAAAGGCAUCAACUCUUCUUCGGUCUUCCUCACUCAUCGUCCAGCUUUGGCAUGCGUAUGAGGUGACUGGAAACACCACGGCUUGGGUCAGGUGCACCUUAGUUUCAAGGUGACAUCUUUGCGUUUUAACACUUCAAGGAGGUUUUUGCAGCAGAUUUGCCAACUGUAGUGCAUCGUUUGACUUUUUGACUGUUGCUACCGUAUGCACUGAUUGUGGAUCCUGGUAAAAUGAAAUCCUUGACAUCAAUAUUUUCUCCGUUUAUCAUGAUGUUGCUCAUUGGUCCAGUCUCUUAAGAGUCUUAAUUUAUGAUACUUUUCCUUCCCUUUAACCUUUUUUCUUGUCACUUAUUUGUUGAAGAAAUUGGAUUAUUUGUCCUGUAGACUGUCCCACAUUCUGGAUUUUGAUGAACGCAGCCUUGUGUUGUCAUUUACCAUGUUCCUCUGCUGUAUUUCCUUAAACUAGUGGUUAUGAUUAUAGGAAUUUAAAAAUGAGAUAGGCUUUAUUAGUCCUAAUCUGAGAAAGGUAUUUGAAAGAAUUAAAAGUCAAAUCCUGCCUUUUUCCUCAGAAUUGGUGAGAGAGUCUGUCAGCACCGUGCUCCUUAUCUUGAGUUGGGAAACCUCACCACUAGGCUCAGAAGAAAGUAGUUUUCUCGUGCAUAUGUGUCUUAGUCAAGGUUCUCUAGAGGAACAGGGCCAGUGAGAUAUACACACAUAGAUUUACUUAAUGGAAUUGGCUCAGGUGACUGGGGGCGGAUACUGGCAAGUCCCCGAACUGUAGGUUAGGUGAAAGGAAGAAUGCAGUGUAAAGUUCUGCCAAAAUAUCUAUAUUCUGGAGGCAGAACACACCCUAAGGAAACUGCCUUUCCAUCUGAUUGAUUACGUUACAAUAGAUUACAUGAUGGGAGGUAGCUACAUUACCAUUUAGAUUAGAUCAUAGAAUAGCAACUAGACUAGCUUUUGGCCAAACAACUGGGAACCAUAGCCUAGCCAAGUUGACACAAAAUUAACCAUCACAUGGUGCAUUUGGCUUUCUGAGUUUGGUUUGGUUUGAAUAUUGUUCCUUGGCUUUCCUUGAAAACAGGACCUUUACAACCUGCAAGGCUCUUAGAAAGCUUUUCUAAUGCGUGUGAAGAACUGGUCAGGGGCUCACCAAGGACAUUGUGCUGAGGAAUGAACGGCUCCGUCAGUGCCAGUUCGAAUAUACGUCAUGCAUCCAUCCCAACAAGAUAGUAGCCAAUUAAACACAAACUGAAAAUUGUAACUU
Messenger RNA from Loxodonta africana (African savanna elephant), 5057 nucleotides. It is a transcript of the gene SLC25A38, whose product is annotated as solute carrier family 25 member 38. Gene Ontology annotation, molecular function: glycine transmembrane transporter activity. Gene Ontology annotation, biological process: glycine import into mitochondrion. The record is from RefSeq and is a predicted model, not a curated record. Lineage: Eukaryota; Metazoa; Chordata; Mammalia; Proboscidea; Elephantidae. The transcript is spliced from 7 exons. Bases 66 to 980 code for a protein of 304 amino acids. Gene Ontology annotation, cellular component: mitochondrion; mitochondrial inner membrane.